Messenger RNA from Cimex lectularius (bed bug), 6361 nucleotides. Its product is annotated as sperm flagellar protein 2-like. The record is from RefSeq and is a predicted model, not a curated record. The coding region runs from base 131 to 6361 and encodes 2076 amino acids. NCBI's taxonomy places the organism in Eukaryota, Metazoa, Arthropoda, Insecta, Hemiptera, Cimicidae. The transcript has 2 exons.
UGUCACAUAGAGUUUAUUGUAGUGCUUAGUUGUUUCUUAUUGUAGUUUAAUAUUUUAGCAAACAAAUUCUAAACAAAUUGGACCGUUUUCAAGAUUACCUCCGAAAUUAGAGAUACAAUUUGAUUUGACGAUGGCCAAGGCAAUUGAAGAUUGGUUAAAAAAAAGGGUGGGAAUUUGCUUGAACCUCGAUUCGUCAAAUGUAGGCAACAAAUUAUAUGAUGGAUGCAUUUAUUAUAACAUUUUGAAAAGUUACAACCUGAUCGGUAAAGAUUGUGUCAUUGCGCCGAAAGCAAACUGUUCGCCGAAGGAAGCACUUCUCAAUAUCAACAAACUGUGCCCGUGGUUCCACCUGAUUGGAAUUUAUUACAAUAGCUCUUUUUUGGAGCAAAUCGCUUAUAAAUCUAAUUCGAACGCGUUGAGACUGUUGUUUGAAUUGUACUUCAAACUUCAGGAUCGUUUUGUUAUAGAUCUGAUAGUAAAACAGUCGGAAAAUAAUGAAAACGUUCCUCCUGCUGUUAAGCUUCCGAAGUGUAGAGAUACGACUAUCAUCAAAGAGGUCCGUCGACGGCAGUCCGAGAUGAUUGGAGUUUCAGUGAACCAAGGCCUUACGAUGAAAUAUAGCCAGCUGAGAAAGAUGAUAGUUGCAAAAUGUAGCGAAGAAAGCCGGCUCAGAAGAGAAAAAUAUAAAGAAAUGACCGUCGAACCACCAAAAUAUCUCCGUUAUAAACCUGAUUUGGAAGGCGCCCAUUUAAAAACAAUGGAAGACGUUAGAGCUUUUGCGGCUCUUUACGCUGAGGAGAAUCUAUCGGAUCAUGCGAUUUUAGGUUGUGACCCUCGAGAAUACAUCCAAGAUCUUCAGAAAAAAAAACGAAUCAACAUAGGAAACGGAUUGAUGAAAUUAAAAAUGCAAAAUCUAUUUUUGCGCGAUGUAUGGGCAGCGCUUUUAAAGAAAAAUGGAGAGGAGUUUGGAAAAUAUUUUGUGAAAAAGCUGAACGAACAAUCGGAAUACGAGCGGAAGCUCGCAAUCAAGCUGGCUAUGAUUCAUAACAGUAACCUGGAGCAUUUUGAGAAGAAGCCUAAAAAAAUAAUCCAACCGGAUGAACAGGAAGGAGAAGUACCAGAGGGAGCUAUAUUAAAAAACACCAUUUUACGAGAAAGAGGAAAGAAGCUAAAAGUGUAUUGGCAAACCCACCAGGAAGAGCAUAAGAAGUUAUUUGCUGAAAAGAAGAGGCUCAGACAUGAGAGACAUAUUAGAGAAUGUAGGGAUAUCGCAGUCGACAUAGCAGAUUUAGCCGUUAUCGUGGCGGAGUAUAGAAGGGAAAAUUGCAUUUCUCCUAAUCGCCGAGCAAUGAACGAUUGGAAAGAACUAUUCUACAGGUGCAUACCAUUCUUUUUGAACCGUGAUGUCAAUUUACUCUCGGAUAUCGAGAGCGAAGAAAUGUGGGGUGAAGAGGGAUCUAACGUAUCGGACGAUAUGGCAUACGAGAAUAUAAGGACCAUCGAUAGUCAAACGCUCCUCGAUCGGGUCAUUAUGGAUACAUUGAACAAAUUUUACGUACAUAGCUAUUUAUAUCUCGUGGAUCAGUGGAUGAUAGAAGACUGGCCCGAACUAGGUUCGGGGAAAGAGUCAUUGGACAUACACGGAUUCGUCAUUCACCGACUGUUAGAAACAAAAUAUCCAUUCCCACCGCCUCCCCAACCUGCGAACAUUGACCAUUUUGAUAUUAGAACCGUUAUUAAAUAUUUUUACGAUCCGAUAUUCAUCAAUUACCUUCAAGAACUUGUGAAAGGCGCGGGAGUAAUUCUCAUAAAAAUGAACGAGGCUAUUCAUUAUUGCAUAGAUCGAUAUGAAGAAGAAGUCGGUAUUAUCAUGUUCGGCAGGAAAGAUGCUAAAGAAUCGUCAAAAAAAAAUCCGACCAGCGGCUCAAGAAGGCAGAGCAGCGGGAGGAGACAAAGUGCGAGGAGGCAAAGCAGCAGUAGAAGACAAAGCAGUAGUAGGAGGCAAAGCAGCAGUAGAAGACAAAGCAGUAGCAGGAGGCAAAGCAGCAGUAGAAGACAAAGCAGUAGCAGGAGGCAAAGCAGUAGUCGGAGGAAAAGCAGUGGUAAAACAAGAGCGAGUUCUAUAAAGAAAAACACAGACAAGGAUGAUGACAACAAAGGACGUAGGAAGUCAAGUGCUAAAAGAGGAAGUGUUAAAAGGGGGGAUGAAAAGCAAAGUAAUUCCAAAUCGAACAAUGAAUCGCAAAGUAAAAAGAAAUCUCGCGAUUUUAUAUUGACAAAAACUACAAACGAUAAGGCGGUUCAAUGCCCGAGUGUUGACGAUUUCUUCCGUCGUGUAAACCUCACCGAAGCUGGUAAAUUAGGUAAACAAGCGCAAGAAGUAAUUCGCAACGGAGAAGAAGUGGACGACGUUUUAGGUGCAAAAUUAAUCGUCGAGUAUUUGAAAUCGCUAACAUCUUACAGGGGUUUUGUUUUGGUUGAUUUUCCACACAACGUGGGGCAAGCAGCCCUAUUAGAAUUUCUUAUCACUGGAAGGCCGAUUCAAGUCAACUUACAGAUGGAGAAUUCUGCAAAGGAGUACAUUUAUAACGCGUUACAUCCUCCGCUUAAACUCGAUACGAAGAAAAUAUUAAAUUGCGAAGGUGUUGUUUCAAAAUUUAUCCAGGAAACCGCUUUGGAAGUUAUUCCGACAGUGCAUGACAAGAGGAUGCUCGAGAAACGUCGUCUAGAAGAAGAGUUGAGAUUAGCGAAGGAAUUAGAAUUGGCCGAAACUCUGGCCGAAGAGCAGUUACCAGAAGAAGAAGAAAUAGAGGAGGCCGCCCCUGAAGAAAUUAUCGCCUCCGAACCCGAGAUAGAAAUGUCGAAACCCAAAAAUUCCGAAAAACCGCCAAAGGGUCUUAAAGGAAAGACAACUUCCACCCGUAAAUUCCUAGAGAAAGGUCAGUCCAAAAAAGCACCCGAAAAGGCAGAAAUGAAAAAUCCUCCCGAUCUCGAAGAAGAAAAGAAGAGCUACAAAGAGCCCGAAGUCGUAGUGGAUACAAGCAUAAUUACAGUCACAAUGGAACAAUUAAUUCAUUACAGAACGGCAAAAGUUCUUCCCAGACCCAACCCUGUCAGUACCGUCCAACCCACUCAUAUGCCGUUUAUCAAUAAGUGUCUCGUUAAUUUUACAGAAACUAAACUUCCUAAAGAAAAAUCUUCCCAUAUGUCAGUAUUGAAGGGGUUUGGAACAUAUUUUGAAAGUGAAGAAGUCGGUGCAAACGCUUACGCCCAAGUAGCACCUCCUCUCAAUUUCUACCAAUAUUUUGACUUAUUGUAUUCAAUCGUUCAUCAUCAAGAUUAUUUGCCCAUUACGAAAAUCGCGCGUUUGAUACUUGACGAGACGGAUGAAGUGGAAGACCCGACGAGAAAAGAUUCAGAGAUUUUAUUCGGGUUGGAAAACUUGGAAAUAUGCGCAAAAUACAGGCCUAAGACUGUCUCUAGGACUGACCCGAAAAUUGGUGGAAAAGUGAAAGUGGAGAGUAAAAAGAAAUCUAUUUCCCGAAAAUCGGUUUCGCGGAAAUCUGUAUCGAAAACAUCUGCAAAGCGGAAAACUAUAUCUGACAAAGCCGGUAAAUCGGGAAAAGAGCCGAAAGACAAGUUGGAUAGGAAGCAGCAGACCACUUCGCACGAUACGAAACCAGGACCUGAACAAGUCGUACAAAAAGUGCCUUCGUUUGUUAAGGUCGAACAUACACCCCCACCGUGUAUCCUUCUGCCCGGUGAUCAAGGAUGGGAGUACGCCAACGAAGAAAUACCACAGGACGUGCAAAUAUCUUUUGCGACUAGAUGGGAAUUGAUUGAAGCGCUCUACCUCGAAGGCCUGUACCAAGUCAUGCAACUGCUGAGAGUGCAUAGGGCUAAAUUUUUUCCUUAUAGAAAUUUUGUUCGCAACGUCAUGGAAGACGCUAUUAACUUCACCGACGACAGGACGAGGAUAGUUUCCGAAUUUCAGAAUUUAUUCAACGAUGUAGACAUCGAUAUGAGAAAGGAUCCCGAGAUGAAAUUAGAAUUGCACUGUCGUGUAUAUGAACUUUGGAAUUUAUUGUGUGAGAUGUCGGACGCUAAAAAGCGGAGGGCUGAAUUCGUGAUGAAAAAACUAAUGGAAAAGGGAUGGAUUUUGAGCUACUGCUGCACCUUAAUUAACAUUUUCUUAAGCCUCAUGCAGUUAGAAAUAGACCGGACGGUCGACACACUUCAACUUUUAAACGAAUACUAUCUAGCCAUGUUGAGAGCUACUGUCGACGAUCCGCCUAUAGAAAAAAUAAUAUUAGAACGGAUCGUUCCGACAGAGGAAGAAGAAUUUUUCAGUAUGAUGUUAACUAAAAGGUCUCCGGAAAAAAUUCAAAUGCAAGAUAUGCUCGAAAAAACCAUCAAACGUAUGAAUGACGAAAUAUUUAAAACAGAUUCUUUCAACAUGGAUAUACUGACAUCCCUCAUCGUCUUGCCUAUGCAACAAGUUGCGAAAAAAGUGUAUCAAUGUAAAGUCAGGACUCGGACCUACAUAAACGACUUCAAUAUCGGCAGAGAGCUCUUGGUGAUGUUGCUUGCAAAGCCUUCUUCUAAAAUUCCGAGUAGUAAAAGGAACACCGAAGAAUUAAAAAGACAUAGGGUUUUCAGUAUGUACUUUCCCGUCUCGUACGUUCCGAAGCAAUGCCAAAGAAUGACUAUACUCAAGCUGUUGAGGUCAAAGAAUAAAACUACCAAAACAGGCGGCCGAAUAGUAAAACUAGAGAUGGACGAAGGCAACGAAGGAGUCUACUACGAGCAAAUGGAAAUCAACGAAUUAAACAAGAUAGAUAAAAUAAAAUGGGAAUGGUUCACAGCGGUGAAAAACGAAGGCGAAAGGUUGUGUUUCAGAAUUAAAUUGAUAGAGAGUAAACUGAAAGACGAUCUUAAGGAAAUAGUCGAAUUUUCCCAACAGAUGUUCUUUCAGUUCGAAAACGACAUAGCCGUUAUUUUUCACAGAGAAAUCAGAGCUGUCGAACAGCUCUGUACAGUUUUGCAGAACGCGAUCAAAAAUGAGACCAAUGUCAGACAGAAGCUCGUAUUAGAAGGAGACCGGUUCUAUACGGAAUACAACGAGGAAUACCCUGAGAACCCUCCGCCUCCUCCAUCACCUGCCGAAGCCGUUUCGGAGGACUACAAGUUCAGUACAGUCCAGCUCGAAAACCUAAUUACCAAGUUGAGUUACGUUUCACCCAACGGAAUUUUAGAAUCGCCUUUUAUCCCUAUUUUAGAAGAUAUGAUUGCGUUUACGUCAGAAACCGACUGCCCGUAUGUUCCACCUAAAUGGGCCCACUUGAAUUCCGAAGACCUCUUAUUCAUACUUCAACAAAUAUUCGGCCAGUUGGCAGUUUACGAUUGGAGAGAUUUUAUUAUAUUUAAUUUAAAUGUACCUCUACCCUCUGCUGAAGAAUUGGUAUACCUCAAGGAGCGAUACAGGGAACUAGACGAAGAAGGGUAUGAGAACAUAACGUUCCAACAGUUCAUGAGCGUUCCUCUGUGGUUCGAAACGGUGGAAUCCGUGGAAAAUGAAAUUGAAAGCAAAAAGAAAAUACUUUUUCGGUUGUUUCAGGUGAGCCCGAACGAUAUGAACUACUCAUCAUUCAUUUUUGCCUUUUGUAGAGGGGAAGACGGCCUCGAAGGUUUUAUGAAGGCACUGACCCUCGUGGACGAUAAAGGUAUUCUUAUCAACGCAGAAGCGUAUAAGGAAGAGGUGGAGGCCAGAGAAGACGCUCAACGGAUCGCCGACGAAAUCAUAAUACAAGUAGUUCACGAAGUCAUCAUCAGGACCGAAGGAAUAAGAGUAACGACACUUCCAAAAAACUACAUCGACUCCGAUGUAGAACCCGCUUACGAAGCGACUACAGAAGAAGUAGGCGAAGGUGAAGAAGAAGAAGAAGAAGAAAAAGUAGAGGAAGAACAAGAAGUCUCGGACAACGUUACAAUCGGCAUCCAUCCCGAAUUAAGCCCAGAACCCACUUACCCGGAAAGAUACAACCACCCGAAAUGGCACGUCUGCAUCCCUUAUAAACUCGUUGUCUCCCUUUUCAUUUUGGCCUUGAAUUUUUACUUUCUCCCUCCAAGUCAUCAAUGGCGGCAGAAGGAGAUUGAGGAAGCGUUGCAAGAACUUUACGAAAGUAAAGGUAAAAACGGAUACAUCAAGGGAUACAUUUUAGCAGAGAGUGAAAUCAUCAAAACUAUAUUUGAAACGACCAAUGUUUUCAGAUGGUUCAAUAUGAGUUACUACGUCGAAAAAUUCAUUGAAAAUAAAUUAGUAGCCCAAGAACAAGAGAGAAAAAAUAUAUUCUGUUCUUGA